Messenger RNA from Megachile rotundata (alfalfa leafcutting bee), 3452 nucleotides. RefSeq lists its product as uncharacterized. Gene Ontology annotation, molecular function: RNA binding. The record is from RefSeq and is a predicted model, not a curated record. NCBI's taxonomy places the organism in Eukaryota, Metazoa, Arthropoda, Insecta, Hymenoptera, Megachilidae. Gene Ontology annotation, cellular component: nucleus; cytoplasm.
ACAGACCUCGUGGUGAACUAUCUCCGACUCAGCCAUAUUGAAAUAUUGAAUGUCUCUGUUACACAAGGGCUCAAGAGUAGCCGUGAAAUUUUCGCGUGAUCCUCGUCGAAUAGAGGAUAAGAGACAUCAUGGAAAAUAUGUACAGCAUUACUGUCACCAACAAAUUCUCGUUAGCAUUGGGUGAUGACGAAGAUCCACUUGAGAAAUUGAGAGAAGAGGAACUAAAGAAAGAAGCUAGGAAAAAGGAGAAGCUCUCGGAGAAGGAGAAUAAGAGUAAGCAGCCGGAUGCGCAAAAGGGAACCGGUAAUAAAACACAAAAAACCCGCGUGAUAAAAGAUGCCCAGCAACAACCGUCUAAGGUGCAAGACUCGAAGAAAGAUCAAGCUGAGAAGAAGCCACCACAAGCGAGAACUGGAGGUGGAGAUCGUAAUGUGAAAUUUUCUGCAGAAAGCAGAGAGGAACGUAACAACAGACGUAAUCGUGAAGAUGGUGAAAGAACACCUCGGGGUCAGGGAGAAUUAAGACGAGGACCUCCUGGCGAGGGACGUGAAACACGUGAAUUUCGAAAUUCUAAUGACACUCAACGUGGAGAAUAUGGAGAACGCAGAAACCGUGGCGGAAUGCGUGGAAUGGCACGAACACGUGGAGGUCCACGUGGUCGCGGAGGAUAUGAUUAUCGCGGAAAACGUGAAUUUGAUCGGCAGUCUGGUUCAGAUAAAACCGGAAUUAAACCCGUGGACAAAAAGGAUGGUGCUGGUAGCCAUAAUUGGGGUACCCACAAUGAUGAAAUUGAGGAGGGUCUGAAUCAAGAGAAUCAAGAUUGGGCUACUGAGAAACCUGAUGCAGAUACUACUCAAACAUCUACAGAAGCAAAGGAAGGUGAGACCACUGCAGAUGCAACAGAAGAAAAGCCGGUUGAGGAAGAAUCACGUGAAAUAACAUUAGACGAAUGGAAAGCACUACGUAAUAACAGAGUAAAGCCUCAAUACAAUUUACGCAAGGCCGGAGAAGGUGAAGAUUUGUCUCGCUGGAAGAAAAUGUACGCGCUUGAAAGAAAGAAAGAAGGAGCCGAAGAGGAGGAAGAAGAAGAGGAAGAAUAUGAUGCUGCAGCAGAAUAUCCUCAGCGCGUUGGAAGGCAGAAACACGUAAUAGGCAUUGAGAUUCAGUUCAGUGAUUACCGGCGCGGUUCUGGUGGACGUGGUCGAGGACGAGGUCGUGGGGAUCGUGCUAAUGGACGUGGAUUUGGAAAUCGUGGUGCUCCUCGAGAUGGAGACACACGUGGUCCGGCUAUACAGUCUGAGCAAAGGUCACCCCGAGGACGCCAGAACGCUCCCAAAGUAGAUGAUGAAAACGACUUCCCUUCAUUGGGAUAGGUGAUUUCGCUCAUCGUCUACACAGUAUCCCACCAUUACCACCACAAUCAGUACUGCUACCACAGAUAAAAUUACAAUACUAAAAAUAUUACUAUCGAUAUUUUUGCGUCAGUGACAACGUUAUUAAUGCAUAAUACAGUAAACCCUUGCAAAAUGAGAUACGUAAUUUAUCUAAGUAAAUUGUAGCGCUCGCACGCGCUCCUACAUCGGCACAUUAAUACACAGGAUGUCUAUGCUAAGUUGUUACAGUUCCGUUAUUUCUUAAGAACCGAAGAUACAAACAAUUGUUUAUAUGAAAGCUGUAUGGUAAAAAGGGGCAAAUAUAUUGACGGAAACAAAUUUUUUUAUGUUGUUAGAACUAUAUAUUUUUUCCAGUUCAAAGUGCUUGAAGAUGAAUUUAAUCAUGUAUGAUAUAUUGAUACUGUGCUUACAAGUUUAUUGAUUUACAGCGGAAGAAGAUCCGUACGAAUAGAAAGUACCGAUGGCGGUCAACGUUUGGGUCUGCCAUUCCUGGCGCAGACUCAUAUUUGGUUGAAGAGACAAUAUAUAACACAUGGUACUUAGGUAAAAAUAAGACCACCAUUGAUAAUUUCAAAAUAAUAAACUUGUAAGUUUCAGGAACUAUUUAAGAAAAAAUAUACCAAAUGCUUGUCAAAUAUAUAUACAUAAUUCCAUUUCAAAAAAUGAAUUUAUUUUUAAUAUUUCAUAAGAUAAAGAAUAGAUAUCUUUCGUGAAUAUAUUUGCCUCAUCACACAUCUUCUAUACGAAUAAUUAUUUUGCAUUUUUAUUGCGUAAAAAAUGACAAGACUGUAACAACUUAACGCGGACGCCCUAUUAACAUAAGAAAUCGCAUGGUAUAAAAAUGUAGAUCAUGGUCCUUUUUUGUACUUUUAAUAACUCAGUUUGCCCGUAACUAGUUCAUAAAUUGACAGUAAUAAGAACGAUGCUGGAUAUUAAUGGACUUGUUAAAUAAUUGUGAACUUUGAUAUAGAAAGUGGCUGACGUUAAGCGGACCAGCAGGAAUGUAAUAUCAAAAAUUCAUUUAACACGAGGUAGUUCCAAGUUGAAAUCUGAGUGAUACACCCUUACGAAUGGAAAUAAAAAUUCCACUUAUGCAAAGAACAAUGAAGAGGCUAUUCGCCUCGAUUUUAAUUUUGAUGUCGUAUAUUGAAGGCCUAAGGAGGCUGACCAUAGCACCGACUCUUAUAAACACACGUGUAUAAUAACUUGUUAGAUGGUAAAUUUUAAACAUUCUUUCUGUUUUAUAAUUUUUAUACGGUGUUUGGAGAAGCCUUCCUUGUAAUCGACAAAUUGUUGCCUGUCGAACAUAAAACGUAAGAGACUUUUAAAAAAGCGUGUAUUUCUAUCCAAGAAAAAAAUAUCUCUGAUAUUAUAAAGUGUCUACUUAGGAAUGCUAAGUUUGGCUUAUAUAGAAGUACGUAGAGAUUUUUCCUUUCAAAGAUGUAACCGGUCUGUAAGAAGUUAACAUUUAAGUGAAUAUUAGAAAUAUUGAUAUACAGCUUUACAUAUAUAUUGUAUAACAAGUUUAAGAGAGCGAUUGAGACACGUUGAGAGGGUAGAUAGGAUGAUUCCAGUCUUGCGUAGUUACGUUGUACGUCGAGCAUCAUGUUCUUAAUUAUGACCCACUAUAUUACUUACCUAUUGUAUUUGUUACAUGUAAAAUGAAAGAUACUUCAGCCAAAAAUUCAAGCCCUCUCUAUAAAUAUUAAAAGAAAAAAAAAAACAAAAAAGAACGUUAUAAAGCUGUUUUCAAACCUAGGUAUAUGUGUAAAUAACAUGAUAUUUACAAUAAUAAAUUGUGACACAUAAGAGUCACUUUGGACUUGACUACUUAACCAGUCGAUUUGCAAAGAAAUAAUCAAGAAAGGGUUUUUAUUUGUGCAGUAUAUAAAAAAAAUGUGAGUACAAAAGAGAAGAAAAGAAAACAAAAAUAUGUACCAUCUACAUCGAAGCUUGUAAGGUGUAACGAGAAUUAAGCGUCACUGAAAGCUAUGAGAAGAAAUGAAAAACGUCGGAGGUGCUGUACCCAAUAAAGUUAUGAGUCAAAUUUCACUGUAA